Messenger RNA from Lotus japonicus, 1001 nucleotides. RefSeq lists its product as uncharacterized. The record is from RefSeq and is a predicted model, not a curated record. The transcript has 4 exons. Lineage: Eukaryota; Viridiplantae; Streptophyta; Magnoliopsida; Fabales; Fabaceae. Bases 139 to 813 code for a protein of 224 amino acids.
AAACAUUGGCAUCAUACUCGCAAUAGAAACAGAGACACUGCGACCAAAACAUCUGAAGACUGAGCAUGAGAGUGUCCUCUGAAGCUUCAUAGAGAGUUCAAAACGUAGUAGCUAACCAUUGUUGCUAAAUUUACUAACAUGGCGGAGAAAAAACCCAGAGAGAUAAAGCUUCUAUGCCCUUCACUCUCAAAGGUGACUACUCAACUCGUUGUCUCUGAUGAACAGAGAAUCGACCUUGGAGCCAUAGCUCGAGCAUUUGGGCUUGACGCGUCGACAAUGAGGUUGAAUGGCCACUUUAUCAGUAGAGGGGUGGACCUAGUUUCUUCCUCUGUGACUUGGAAGUCUCUGCUUUCUUUCUUCUCUGCUAGAGGGUUGUCCACUGGAAAAAACAACCGGGAUGCUCUUGUUGUUACUGGGAAGUUCUGUAAAGUUGGGAAUAAACGUGGACAUGACUCUCAAGAUUAUCAAUGUGGGACCAGCAAAGUAACAGAAGAUGAGCAUGCUUGUAGUAGUAGAGGGAUUCAACUGGAAGCUAUCAACUUGCUCAAGAAUAAAAAGUUGAGACAGAGCAACUUAGGUGAGAUUCUGAAUGGCCUAAGCUGCAAAAGGAAACAACUUUUUGAAGAUGCCAACCUACUAAAUUUCAAGAAGCUAAAAGUUAAUGAUGAGAAGUCAGGUAUUCGAGAUAAAGUCGAUGACCUCCCUCGCAGCAUUUCACCCAGCCAGAUUACAUGCAAUUACAUGAGCAAGAAUUUGAAGCGGAUAAGAGAAGAUGAGGCAAUUGUAGCAGCUAAUUACAAAAGGAUUAGAUAAUAAAAACUCGUAGAGAAGAAAAAUGUAGUUUGUGCUUUUUUUUCAUGGUUGAGUAAUUGCUGUGAAUGUGUUGAUUUGUGAUACCCUGAAAAUAUCAAAGAGAUAAUAUUUAGUGUCGCAGAGGAUGUACAGGUUAAACCAUUGUGCUCUUGUCGGCUAAGAAUAUCCAGUUUCUUCGUUGAAAAAUU